AUGCAGGUACUCGCCUCAACAGACGGCUCUGAGCCUAGAAUCGGCUGGGAAUACCAAACCGCCUGCAUUGACGUGCUCAAGAAAGAGCUCAAAGAUAAAAGCGAAACCUGCUUCAUCCACCUCGCCGCCAAGUUCGCCGUCGGUCGAAUCACCCUAGACGAGUAUCUCGACGGUGUACUUGCGCAUCUGAGAAAGUCGUCCCAGGCAAAGCACAAGUUUGAUGUCUUGUCUAUGGAGCUGUGGCCCGAGAAUGAUUUGUGGCCUCUGACUACUUCGGACAUUUUUGCGGGAUCUGUCAGGGCGUUGAUGUGGUCUCCUUCCUUCACUCCUUUCGAGGACAAAGAAUGGAAAUGUCUGCGAGCACUUGCUUCCCUAGCUUGGAACCUAGAUGACCCCGACGAAUUCCAGACACGCGCGCGCGAGGAGGGCCUGGAUCCAUCCUCUCUCUCACCCGAGGCUGCAGACCUCCUCCUGGUCAUCUGUUACUGCAGACGCCACGUCAAACUUCUCGAGCAUCUAGUCCACACGGUUCAACCCCCAGCAGAGUCCAGUUUUGACCGUCUCCCUUUCUACGCAAUCGAAGCGCGUACCGAGUCGUGGUCCAAUACAGCCCAACACUCUCCCAAGAGUCCCGAAAAUGUCGCCAUCGAGAUACAGAUCUGGACGCUCCUGUUGAACUCUCCCUGGAUUCAUGACCCUGACGAAAAUGUUGCAGCAGCAAUGACAUCGCUCGGCCAUACACGCGCUGGCAGCGAUCCCUGGGCCAUCGAGUACAUCUCUCCAGCCUUGGGUGAAUUCCACUCUAUCCUGGUUGCCAGAAAGUUCUUCCCAUCUCUGUCUCAAGUCGCGUCAUUCAUCCUAAACUGCCCAGAUGUCGAGAUCGGCCGUCGAUACUUCGAAAAGGUGCCUGGUAGCAUGAUUUCGAGCCACAGGUUCUUCUACCCUUCCCAUACAGGGGGCUUGCUUGUCCCAAUCAUCGAGUCCAAGACACUCAGUGACCAGCAUCGUCUCGACCUCGUACGACUGGUGCUAGAGGAGAUUCCAAGAUUGGACCUCGACGCCAGGAUCGACCGCCCCUGGGUCGCCGACAUGCGGAGCUUCGGAGCUCCUGGCGAUCCGUGGGAUUUCUUUAACCCACUCAUGGCAGCGGGUUGGCGUGGAGACAAGGAGAUGGCAGGGUUGCUUUUGGAGCACGGGGCUAAACCGGAGGACGCCACUACCAAGACUGCCAAGAAAAUGAACGCCUCUCCAGAACUCUUCGUCACUCUCCCUGCCAAGCGCAGAGUUCGCAUCUGCUACCAAACCUUUGGAGACCCAGAAGACUCGGCCGUCAUUCUCAUUGCGGGCCAUGCAGGGUCCAUGCUCGAUUGGUGUGAUGAACUCAUCCCUCUGUUCAGCCCCGAGGGCAGUCGACACUUUAUUAUCCGUUAUGACCAUCGCGAUACAGGACUAUCGACCGAGUUUCCUGUUCCUGGCGGGUACACCAUAUCUGAUAUGGCCGACGACGUCGAGGGUCUAGCUGAUCACCUCGGACUAAACACGAAGGGAUAUCACGUCGUCGGGGCCAGUAUGGGAGGGGGCAUCGCGACCCUGGUCGCCGCACGCAAACCCCAACAAGUCAGGAGCCUAACUUUGCUGUACACGUCCCCCGGCCCGAGCGAGGAACUACCCGUCAAAGAUGUGCUCAACCUCGGACUCCAGCCAACAAUCGCUGGCUUCGGAGACGGGAGGGAGACGCACAUCAGGAAUGGAAUCAUCCUUUACAACGGCCUCACAACUAAAACACCCUCACCAGGGGAGAGACAACAAUUCGAGGCUCGCAUCGCCCGUAUCGUGGAAAGAGACAUGCGCGGAGGCACGCUGUACAGCAAGAAUGCAAACCACGGCGCCGCAUCUUUCGGCCACUGGCCUGGAAUCAAGCCGCUCAACCAAAUCAAGUGUCCGGCUACCGUGAUUCAGGCUGCCAAUGAUCAGAUCUUUGGGGUGGAGCAUGGAGAGACUUUGGCGAGGGAGAUUGAAAAGGCUGAAUAUGUCUUGUUUGAGGAUGUUGGUCAUGAGUUGCCGUGGAGGAUCUGGAAGCCCUUAGCGGAGACGUUUUUGAAGACAUGGAAGAGAGGUGAUGAUGAAUGGGCAGAACGCAAGGAAUAG
Fusarium falciforme is the source of this 2148-nucleotide messenger RNA. RefSeq lists its product as hypothetical. Gene Ontology annotation, biological process: glycerolipid catabolic process. The record is from RefSeq and is a predicted model, not a curated record. Gene Ontology annotation, molecular function: triacylglycerol lipase activity. Bases 1 to 2148 code for a protein of 715 amino acids. The transcript has 3 exons. NCBI's taxonomy places the organism in Eukaryota, Fungi, Ascomycota, Sordariomycetes, Hypocreales, Nectriaceae.